AAACGUGUAAAACAUUCUGAAUAUAAUGUUCAUGCAAAAUAUUUGUUAUUUAAAAAUGUUGCCUGUUUUGAUCAGAGACUUCUAAAAUUACAUAUGAAAAGGAGUGGCGUCGUCAUGAAGGUAGUAUAUACUACCUUCAUGGCGUCAUUUAGCUCAAAAUUAGAGACGGAAUGCAUACAUUUGACAUAUUUGUAUCACUAGGCUUGUUCUUCAAAAUUCUUCAUGUCAGUUGUGUAUGAGAGUUACGUUAGUUACAACGAGUCUUGGCGUUACAAUUUAAGUCUGUGGGAUUCUAUUACGUGUACUUAUUCUUAAAUAGUCUUUGAAGGUGGGCUUGAUUUAUGCUUUGAUAAUAUUUCAGGACGUGAUGGCCAAUUGGUACAUGGACCUGACGCUGUAAUAUCUAUGUUAGACCAUGCAUUUGCCAACUAUAGUUUGGGUGAAAAUGAGUGUAGCUUGCAUGCAGACAACUGCUUUGGUCAAAACAAGAACCGUUACGUCCUCGGUUACCUGUCUUGGAGAGUUAUGACGCAGCGUCACCAGAAAAUCACGUACAUGAUGCAACUUCCUGGACACACACGGUGUUUGAUCGAUGCAGGAUUUGGGAACAUUAAGACACUGUACCGAAGGAAGGAUUGUGACACAUUACAACAUAUAGCUGAAGUCGUUAUCAACAGUUCCCAUAGUAACCAGCCUGUUACCUAUGGCGGAGGAAGUGGAUGGGUUUGGAGGGCAUGGAAAACUUUUUGGUGAUAGAUUUAAGAAAGUGCCAAAUGUCGCAAAAU
Molecule: messenger RNA, 785 nt
Organism: Mercenaria mercenaria
Lineage: Eukaryota; Metazoa; Mollusca; Bivalvia; Venerida; Veneridae
Exons: 3
Coding region: 406-753 (115 amino acids)
Source: RefSeq, a predicted model, not a curated record